Diaporthe citri is the source of this 537-nucleotide messenger RNA. RefSeq lists its product as uncharacterized. NCBI's taxonomy places the organism in Eukaryota, Fungi, Ascomycota, Sordariomycetes, Diaporthales, Diaporthaceae. The transcript is spliced from 2 exons. Bases 1 to 537 code for a protein of 178 amino acids. The record is from RefSeq and is a predicted model, not a curated record.
AUGUCCAACCAACGGGGUGACGACCUUGGUCGACCCAUUGGCGAGCUAUGGGUGGAGCUGAGUCGUGACGAGAAAAAGAAGAUUUGCGACGCUCUCAUCGAUCGCGACCAGUCCGACGUGUUGCAGCACUUUGACACCCUCGUUCGAUUCACUCGGGGCUAUCUCCAGCAGCAGCCGACUGGAUCGCUGCCAUCUUCAAGCGGUAAGCUCUCUGCCCCAGUUCCUUUGGCUCUGAGUUACCAGCCUUCUGAUGAUAGAGCAGAGGAGCGCGAGAACAAUGAGGUACCUGUGGACAUGUCCAACACGCCGCGAAAGAAAGCCCGCAAGGUGCCUGAGAAGGACCCUACCUGGGAGCCUAGCAAGCGCAGGAUCGCUAUCAGGAUAGCGAUUACACCCUGUCUCUACACUCUCACCACCAGUCGAGCAUUUUCCGCGAUCAUCUCUCACAUGACGCCAAUCACCCCAAUGUCCACUUCCAUCGCUGUCCCUGGGAAGAAAGGAGAUGUACGCGAGAACGACGCGCCCGAAACCAAGUGA